This is a messenger RNA of Hylaeus volcanicus, 1286 nucleotides long. Its product is annotated as leucine-rich repeat neuronal protein 3-like. The coding region runs from base 36 to 1286 and encodes 416 amino acids. NCBI's taxonomy places the organism in Eukaryota, Metazoa, Arthropoda, Insecta, Hymenoptera, Colletidae. The record is from RefSeq and is a predicted model, not a curated record. The transcript has 6 exons. Gene Ontology annotation, molecular function: protein binding.
GUGAGGUUCCACGGUUACUCAUUUCUCAAUGAACCAUGGAUCGUCGACUAUUAUUUCUCGUUUUAUUCGCGUUUACAAUGAUAAAGUGCGAAGAUAACAUCGAAAAUGCAACCGAUGCAAAUAGCAAGAAAGUGAUUCUAGAGACCAAAGACGAUGAAGCAAUUGACACAAAUGCAACUGAAUCACCUGAAUCUAAAUCUCCGCGCAUAUGCCAAGUAUGCAAUUGCACGAAAGCGGGUGAGAUUCUAAACUGCGAUGACAGGAAUAUGACAGCCAUUUUCACCAGAUGGCAAUGGAAUGCUAAAGUUAGCAAAGUGGCAUCGUUUAAGGGAAACUUGAUAGAACACAUCACACCUUUUCCAAUUAGUACGAUUAACAGAUUAAUUCUGCAAGGGAACAAAAUCACAAAAAUCGACGACGCCGCCUUCAAGCAGAUAAUUAAUCUCACCGAAUUAGAUUUGAGUCAUAAUGAGCUUACUAGCGAGAGCCUGAAUCCGAAAGCGUUUGAGGGUAAAUUUUCACUAGAGGCUUACGAACCACUAGAGAACCUGACAAUCUUAACGGUGGCUUACAACAAGAUCCAUUCGUUCCAUCAGGACCUCUUCGAGCAUAUGUCGAACUUGAGAGUACUAAAUAUGUCUCACAACUUGUUCGCGCAAAUCGACUAUAGGACUAGUUUAGCAAUCAGCUCCAUUCGACAAUUAGAGGAAUUGGACUUGAGCUACUGUGAUUUGAAACAAAUACCAGAGACUCUAUUUCAUACCACCAGGUACCUGAAAAAAUUAAAUUUGAGUGGUAAUCGGAUCAUGAUCCCGCCAGUCGCACUUGGCGAUGCUAUCGCGUUGGAGUACCUAUACAUGGACGAAAAUCCAAUUAAAAUUAUCAACAAUUCACACCCUUUUCCUAAUAUGACGAAGCUGAAGGAAUUGAGCUUCUGCUGCAUGCCUCAUUUGACAGCGAUCGGAUCUGGCAGCUUUUUAGGUUUGGAUUCGCUGGAGACUCUCCGAAUACAAAAUUGCCCCAACUUACAAGUAAUCCACGAAUCCGCUCUGAAUUACCAGACGGAGUCUAAUGAGCCCAUGUGGCCGCCACUAAAGGAACUCGUUUUAUCGGAUAACGCCCUGCAAUAUUUGCCUCAGUACCUCCUCCUAAGGUGGGACCUCCUUGAAAAAUUGGAUCUGACGAACAACAAAUGGAGCUGCGAUUGCAAUAAUCAAUAUCUGGCCGCCACGUACGGUUGUGCAGGUUUUGCACCGCACACGCCACAGUGGGCGAAAUCCGGAUAA